AUGUCGACCAUCUCGACCGCGCUCCGCAACUUCAAGGAACCAACGAAGGAGCAGCUCACCCAAAUAUUCUUUUCGAUACCACCCAGUCCCACCGCCACUCUCAUAAAUACUCCCAGCAGCAAUGAAAAGGGCGAGAAAGGACAGUCGCCCGCUUCAGAGGAGGUCGAGAAGAUGGAUAUAAACGCGGUGUUGAGCUUAGGCGUCCAAGGUGAAGAGGAUGCCUAUGCCGGGAAGCUAUAUAUCAUAGCGCCCUACCUUGCAUUUGCCUCGCUCGACCGGAAAUCAGUCAAGUUCACCGUCCCGCUGUCUGUGAUUCGGCGGGUAGAGAGAUUGAAUGCGCGGGCGGGCAUCUACGCCCUCAGUCUUUCGACAUGGCAUGGUUCGAAGAUUAUUGUCCAACUGACUUCCCUACGACCAACUGCGGAUUUGUUCUGCUCCCUCCUUCGCGAUGCGCUCAAGCUCGAGCUACAACGCGGUCAAAUGAGAGCUGUGAAAGGCUUCGUCAAGACAUGUUACUCCGAGGCACUCAUUUCAACCACAUCUCAAGUCGCAGACAAUGAGCGCGAAGACGGGAGCCUAAUUACCGAUGAGAAGGAGGAUGGCGGGAGUGCACCAAGAGAAGUAGCAUAUCAUGGGGGGCUUGGCUUGAAAUUCAAGUUCCCUGGCGAUCCCAAGAAAUUGCGAGAGGCAUCGAAGAUCAAGCUGUGGACACAAUAUCUUCGAAUUCAUGGACGCAAUCUGACUCUUCUGCGCUAUCCACAAUGCACUCGACUUGUCCAGGUCGGCCUUCCCAACAGACUCCGAGGAGAGAUGUGGGAGACAUUAUCAGGCUCAGUCUUCCUCCGUUUCUCUAACCCAGGGUUUUACGAUGCGCUUCUUGAGAAGAACGUUGGUCGCACGACCACGAGUACGGAGGACAUUGAGAAGGACUUGCACCGCUCGUUGCCCGAAUAUGCAGGAUACCAAAGCGAGGAAGGUAUCAAUGCGCUUAGGAGGGUUUUACAGGCCUACUCGUUCAAAAACCCCGAGCUAGGCUAUUGUCAAGCAAUGAACAUUCUUGCGGCGGCUAUCCUCAUUUAUAUGUCGGAGGAGCAAGCUUUCUGGCUGCUUGAGGUUCUAUGCGAUCGUCUUCUUCCUGGCUACUACUCGCCUUCGAUGCACGGAACUCUACUAGACCAGCGUGUCUUUGAAUCCCUCGUCCAGCGAUGCCUUCCUAUGAUCCAUGACCAUUUCCAAGAAGUAGAUGUGCAAUUGUCGGUCGCCUCACUUCCAUGGUUCCUCAGCUUGUUAGUUCAUCAACAGUAUGCCGAUGAUUUUCGCUUUCCGGAUAGUCGACUGCUUCUUCUGUAUGGGACCCAAAGUUCUCUUCCAAGUUGGGUGAGUAGUUUUUUUGAUCAAUAUGUUGUUGUUGAUUGCAAUGUUCUCAGGUUAGCGAUACUGAAGAUCAACGGCGAAGAGUUGCUUAAGGCUCAAGACGACGGUGGUUUCCUCAAUCUGAUGCGAGACUACUUCGCUUCUCUUGGGGACUCAGCGCACCCACAUUCACCUGACCCACGUGCUCGCGCCAUCACUCGUUUCCAGGAGCUUCUCCUUGUGUCCUUCCGCGAGUUUUCUGUCAUAACAGACGAGCUUAUCCAAUCCGAGAGACGGCGAUUCCGUAGCGAGAUCAUUCAUAGCAUCGAGUCAUUUUCCAAACGGUCGGCCAUUAGAAAUCUCAAGACCCUUGGACGAUUCUCCAAGGAGCAGGGCGGGUUGGUAUACGAUGCAUUAUAUAAGGCUAUGUGCAUAGUGCCGCCACCGCCUGAGAUUGGGCAGCCAUCAUCUGUCCCAGCUCUGGUGAGCACUGCAGAGGGAGCAGUUGCUGGGACGGAGGAAAAGCCAGAAACUCGAAUUGGCUUGCGGACGUUCCAGUAUUUUUUGAGCGAGAUUGCUACAUGGGCGAGGGACGAACGGAUCGUAACAAAUGGACUGACGCGCCGAAUCGAUCGGGAAGUUGCUGAGCAUGAAUUCAUUGACCGACUAUUCUUUUUCUGGGAUACUUCUUGUCGUGGGGCACUUUCAUUCCAAGAUCUCAUUUCCGGCUUAGAUGGUGUCAUGUUCAACGACCUCAUGGAGAACAUCGAAUGGUUCUUCAACCUUCAUGACAAAAAUAAGGAUGGUUUCCUCACCAAAGACGAGGUCUUGACACUAUCAGAGACAUUCUUAUUCAUUUUUCGAUAUGAAGUUGGCGACGCCUAUUUAGGAGCCGUCAGCCGAUUCAUGACCAACGCAUUCGAAUAUGGAGACGCUCUCCUGCCCCCAUCAGACGAAGAGCCCAUAAAGAACGAACAAGGUGGAGAGACACCACCGUCUUUGCCUACGAACCAACCUUACCUUAACCUCGCCACAUUCCGAAUGGUGGUGCUUGCAGACGAGGUUCUCGAGUCUUUCUUUGAAGCUGACUUGUCUGCUUCUUUCCGACUGGAGCCUCUCCCAGAGAUGGAGCUGCCCGUUUCAAGCAGCGGCCUGCUUGGUGAUCUCUGGUCGACGAUCGCAACGGACAAUAACAAGCAGAUGUUCAAUAUGUUUACUGACCAGAUUGGCAAGACGAUUGGGAAGCAUCAGGUCGUCCAUCGACCAUCCAUUGGGAGAUACACUAAACUGGAAGAACCUAAAGCACGCGAGUCGUUGCUCACGCCAUCAAUGCGGCGAUCAGCAUCGAAGACUAGCCUCUCUGCUGAGAGCACCAAGACCGCAACGACCAUCACACCUUCGUCUUCCUCUACGCUCAGCGUAAAUACUGUGGUCACACCUCCCGCGAAAGGGGCUCCUCCUAGUGGCUAUUCACCCCACCCAAUGCUGCAAGCUGCAAAUAUCGCAUUGAUGGAGAGGACACCCUUCGCAAUUGAUGAUGCUAAAGACGACGACGAGGACAGCGAAUCGGAGCUCGAUGCGGGCGAGAAUGACGACCGGGUUAUGGAUGAAGUCGACGCGUUCCUGGAGGCUCACGAUUCAGGGCUGACAGAUGCUGACAAAGAGGUUGCCAAAGACCUUAUACAUGCGGAGCCUGUCAAGUAG
Mycena indigotica is the source of this 3057-nucleotide messenger RNA. RefSeq lists its product as uncharacterized. Bases 1 to 3057 code for a protein of 1018 amino acids. The transcript has 15 exons. Gene Ontology annotation, molecular function: calcium ion binding. The record is from RefSeq and is a predicted model, not a curated record. Lineage: Eukaryota; Fungi; Basidiomycota; Agaricomycetes; Agaricales; Mycenaceae.